CAUCCUCCAUUCUCCGUCGCGCCUCCCUCCCGUCAAUUGAUUUUACUCGGGCUCCGACCUUGGUAAAGCCCUAGCUAGCUACCGACUCGGAGGUCACCGGCGAGAUGACGAGAACCAGGAAGCGAUCACGAAGGGACGAUUCCGAACCAACCAACGCCGGUGACACGUCUCCAGACGAUGCCGCUCCUCAACCCUCCACUACUAUUCACGCUGCCGAGUCUCCUCCCGCCGCCGCCAACGGCGAUGCAUCUCCUCGCCGUGGCAGGGGGAGGCCUAAGAAGUCCUCGAAACGCAAGGAUAGGGUGGCGGAACCUAUGUCCCCUGAGUCGGAGAGGCGGCUGACUCGGCAGCAGCAGGCCGCCGAGCAGAAUGGACACGUGAACAGCUCCGUUGGUCCUGGCCCUGAGUGGGAGACUGUGGUUCGAGUGGUUCCGGCCAUGGAUGCUGUCGUGAAGGUGUUCUGUGUUCAUACGGAUCCGAAUUUCUCGCUUCCCUGGCAGCGGAAGCGGCAGUAUAGUUCAAGCAGCAGUGGGUUUAUCAUUGGUGGAAGGAGGGUGCUGACAAAUGCGCACUCCGUGGAGCAUCACACCCAGGUGAAGCUCAAGAAGAGGGGUUCUGAUACUAAGUACUUGGCUACUGUUUUGGCCAUUGGAACCGAAUGUGAUAUUGCAUUGUUGACUGUCAAUGAUGAUGAGUUUUGGGAGGGUGUUACACCUGUCGAGUUUGGAGAUUUGCCUGCACUUCAAGAUGCUGUGACUGUUGUAGGCUACCCCAUCGGGGGUGAUACAAUCUCUGUGACAAGUGGUGUUGUUUCCCGUAUAGAGGUACUGUCUUACGUCCAUGCGACUACCGAGCUUCUAGGACUGCAGAUAGAUGCAGCUAUAAACUCUGGAAACUCUGGCGGGCCUGCAUUCAACGACAAGGGAAAGUGCGUUGGCAUUGCAUUUCAGUCUUUGAAACAUGAUGAUGCUGAAAAUAUUGGCUAUGUCAUACCGACACCAGUUAUCAAGCAUUUUAUUGGUGAUUAUGAGAAGAAUGGGGUUUAUACAGGAUUCCCUGUUCUUGGGAUUGAGUGGCAGAAGAUGGAAAAUCCUGAUUUGAGGGUAGCAAUGGGAAUGGCAUCUGAUCAGAAGGGUGUCCGUGUUAGAAGAAUUGAGCCAACUGCUCCAGAAUCUGAAGUCUUAAAGUCAUCUGAUAUUCUCCUUAGCUUCGAUGGGGUAAAGAUAGCAAAUGAUGGAACAAUUCCUUUCAGAGAUGGAGAACGCAUAGGAUUCAGUUACCUAGUUUCUCAAAAAUACACUGGUGACAAGGCUUUGGUGAAAGUUUUGCGUGAUUCUAAAGUACUUGAGUUCAAGAUCAAACUUCAACCACACAAGAGGCUCAUUCCAGCACACAUAAAUGGAAAACCUCCUUCCUAUUACAUUGUUGCUGGAUUUGUUUUUUCUGCUGUAUCAGUUCCAUAUUUGCGCUCAGAGUAUGGAAAGGACUAUGAAUAUGAAGCUCCAGUGAAGCUAUUGGACCGGCAUAUGCAUGCAAUGGCUGAAUCUCCAGAUGAACAGCUAGUUGUUAUCUCACAGGUACUUGUUGCUGACAUCAACAUUGGAUACGAGGAUAUUGUCAACACCCAGGUUAUUACGUUUAAUGGGAAACCUGUGAAGAACCUGAAGAGCUUGGCGAACAUGGUGGAAAGCUGCAAGGAUGAGUAUUUGAAGUUUGAGUUAGAAUACCAACAGGUAGUGGUUGUAAAAACAGAGACGGCGAAGGCUGCAACAUUAGAUAUCCUUGCAAUGCAUUGCAUACCUUCGGCAAUGUCUGAUGAUCUGAAGCCGUGAAAGAGAAAAGCAGUGGAAUUUGGCUUGUCAUGGUAAACAAUGAUGUUGGUAUGUACCAUUCAUCCCCUCCCUUUUCCUCCCUUUUCUUUUGCCUAGGAAGCUGGGAUAGCUAGUUUCGGGCCUAGGUGGUGUUACUUGUUUCUGAAGCCACACUAUCUUCUUAGAAUGCAGAUGAGAUACAUGACUAAUUGAGAUAGUAUCUUAUGUUGUUCACAUCUCUACAGAGGAAAAUAUAAUUGGAUUUUAACA
This is a messenger RNA of Linum trigynum, 2081 nucleotides long. NCBI's taxonomy places the organism in Eukaryota, Viridiplantae, Streptophyta, Magnoliopsida, Malpighiales, Linaceae. The record is from the annotation of a GenBank genome assembly.